This is a messenger RNA of Letharia columbiana, 2685 nucleotides long. RefSeq lists its product as uncharacterized. Bases 1 to 2685 code for a protein of 894 amino acids. NCBI's taxonomy places the organism in Eukaryota, Fungi, Ascomycota, Lecanoromycetes, Lecanorales, Parmeliaceae. The transcript has 5 exons. The record is from RefSeq and is a predicted model, not a curated record.
AUGGCGAGUCGCCAGAAGUCUUUCUUCGAUCGGGAUAAAAAGCAGGCUCGCCCUUUCUUGCAGAAAGACUGGAAGCGUGAAAACGAGUCUCAUGGCCCUCAACCUUCCUUAAAGCCAUCCGCCCUCAUGGCUCCCAUAGCUGCCUCCUCACAAUCCAAGUCGAAGCUAAGAGCCUUUCAAUACGAUGAGAGGAAUGACUACACUGUCCCCAAGGCUGCGGUCACUGAGAAAGAGAAUCACGAUCCCGAGCUGGACGCGACGACCCUGAAGAUGGACCCCCCUCCACAGCAUCUCUCGCAAAGAUCUGCAAAGGACGUACGAGAUUGCCCCCAGACACCAGUCGGCAGACUGCCAUUGACGGAGCUCCUCGCAAGUGGUGAUGAUACGUCUCGUCAGCAUCUGAACUUGACACCCAUUGAGCGAGUCUUAUGGGACAACUCGCCUGUCAGCUCAGAGCCUGCAAAAUCAAGGCAGAGGGGUAGAAAGAGAGCACAUAGCUCAUCUCCGGCGUCAUCUUCCCAAAAUGACACCUCUCGCCCCUUUGGGAGUACCAAGCCACAGGCAGACCUCCCGGCUUUGCAGAAAGCUUUGAAAACACCAAAGGCUGAUCCCGCUGACGAUCUGUGGAGUCGUUACUCACUCAACACAGGCACUACCGAAAGACAGUCCCCCACCGCGCCCGCUGGCUUGGCUUUCACCCAACUCAUACAUUCAUCAUCGCCUCAAACACCCGCUAGUCAUCUACAAAGCAAAGAGGGGAGUGGCUUAAGAAGGGUCUUAAGUUGCAUCGAAUGGCCGACGUCAGCAGCGAAGAGGAGAAAGCUACAACAGAGCGGCACGUACAAGGACUCCAAUGGUGGGCAUGCUAGAAUUGAGGGAGGCCCCGAUGAUACGAACGAGAAGUCGAAGAUGUCAAGGGUCAGCUUCCUGGUUGAGAAGAUACAUGACGGUCUCACGAAGCCGCGCGCCAUUCAGGAGUACUCUUCGUCUGAGCCUGCCGGAUCCUCACCUGUGGCGCGGAAUGUCAACGAAUCACCCAAAGGACUCGACCUACCAUCGCAAGAAGGCCAGACAGCAAUCGACGACGUCGUCACUGUUCUGAGUCAAACCGCUGUAGCACCCAAAGAGCGCCCACUCCUGCCUCUGGUACUUUCUGCGGAGGAAAUUGCGGAUCUUGAGAAAGCUGAUGGCUCCUCUGACUUUGGAGACGAUGAUAUCGAUCUAGAGAUGCUCGAGACGGUGGACGCGACUCUUCAGGCUUUCUCGACAACAAGAAUGAAGGCCGCGAGCCCAAGACGCAGUAAUAGCAACCGACCCAUUACCACAGUCGAUCCAGAAGAGCACAUACGAGAACCUACCCAAGCUGACUCUGCGGAGGCGAUCUCAGGGGAUACCGAGAGGCUGUCCCAAGUAUCCUUCCCCUCUGAAAUAUCCUCUUCACCAGCACAGGUGGCGCCCUUGAAUCACGAUGAGUUUGGUGAAGAUGAGGAUGAGGUCUCUGCAGCCGACCUGGAGAAUGUCUUCGCUCAGUACGAUACCCAACCACAGCAACAUGUUGCUAGAAAAGAUCAUCUUGCGAAGCAAGCAGAUUCAAUGCGUCCAAAAUCGGCAACUGACGUCCGUAAAGAAUCCAUAUUCAGACCUAAAUCCGUUAUUCCUAGACCUGUGAUUACCACUCACAUCGAAGUGCUGUCUGAUGACGAGGACUUCGGCGAUGAUUCGGAUUUUGAGCAGAUUGCUGCUGAGUGCGUCGAGGCAACCAGAAAUCAGCAGGUAUCACAGCCUCAGUCAUCUCAUGACAGAAAGAUGCCGACCAUACAGCGUUAUAUAAUCAAGGCCGUAGUCGAAAGUGAAUACCAAACAACUAGUGGACAUAUGCGACCAGAGAAGGUACUCUCUGUGCAAAGUGAAGGGACAAAGUUCAGCAAAGCAAUCAUUCUACGACAAGCCUGGGUAGACACCCCCUGUCUCCCCGAGUCUUAUGUCCAUCUCAUCGGAGAUUUUGAUCGUCUUGGUCAAUGCGUCGUCGACAACACCCAGAACCUGCUUAUCCUUCAUCCUGAUCAUCUGAUUUCAUCUACUGUGGUUGGAGAUUCGUUCACAUGUACUCGCAAAGCUGUCCUAGAAGCUCGAGUCAAAGCCACCAGUGAUGCCAAUCAGGCCACUCUUUACGGGCAUUUGCUGCAUGAGAUAUUCCAGGAGGCGCUGAAAGCUAAUAAAUGGGAUGAUGGUUUCAUGACUUCGCUCAUUGAAACCAUAGCGACGCGGAGCCUGGAGUCGCUCUUCGAGCUUCAGAUUGAGGUUCCGAUCGCCAUCGAGCAGCUCAGAGCCAGGGCGGUCGAUUUGCAGGCUUGGGCUGAGAUUUAUGUUGCCGCAAAACCGAAGUCGAACGCCGUUGUCAAAGAUCGGAAUGGAGCCCAAUCCCUCAUGUGUGUCAACAAGCUUCUCGAGAUCGAAGAAAAGGUGUGGUCACCAAUGUAUGGCUUGAAGGGCAACAUCGAUGCCACAGUACAGGUGACGUUAAAGGACGGUGAGGAUGAAAAAACAUUAACAGUACCGUUCGAGUUGAAGACGGGUAAAAAUGCCAACGCAUCGCAUAAAGCCCAAACAUCGCUUUACACCCUUUUGCUUUCCAAUCGAUAUGGCGAGUCACUCAGUGCACUAAGUUUUUGGUUACAUGACUAA